Haliotis rubra (blacklip abalone) is the source of this 898-nucleotide messenger RNA. Its product is annotated as proto-oncogene tyrosine-protein kinase ROS-like. The transcript is spliced from 4 exons. NCBI's taxonomy places the organism in Eukaryota, Metazoa, Mollusca, Gastropoda, Lepetellida, Haliotidae. The coding region runs from base 44 to 898 and encodes 284 amino acids. The record is from RefSeq and is a predicted model, not a curated record.
CAAGUUCAGAGAACACAAAAGAGAUAUUCUACCUACUUUUAAUAUGUGUACAAUAUUUACACUAGGAAAAAACAUGAAUAAUGUUUUACUUGCUUUAGGUGUUGGGAUCCACAUUCGCAGGCAGCUGUUCAUUGUAAGUGACAGCAAUGAAACUGUACAGCAAAUCUCAUUAUCAGCGGACACCGUGAGGAAAAACAUGUAUCCCAGCAUCCUCAAGCCAACAGUCAUCAGUGUUGAUUGGCUGAAUGAUCGGGUUUAUAUUCUCAGUAGAAAUCGGAUAUUUGGGUGUCCACUUGCCCGAGAUGAUUGUAUAGUGGUUGUUGACAGCUUGCCAGUGCCCCCUGGUGACCUAAAGGUGGAUCCUGUGAACGGAUUUCUUUAUUUCACCCAAGACGGAGAGGGCAAAGGUUUAUAUCGUAUUGAUCUUGCAGACAUAAGUCCGAAGCGACGUGUUCAACCAACCCAAAUUGUUACUAUCAACCAUCUGAAAGCUUUCAUGAUUGACUUUGAGACAGUCCGUCUCUAUUUCCCCAACCACACAAGGAACACCAUGCUAUCCUCCUUCGUAGAUGGGUCCGAUAUUCAGGAUAUUCGACCCAAUGUGAUUAUGCCAAACUAUAAACACAUCAUCAGUCUCACGGGCUACGAUAAUCGUUUCUACUGGACCAAUGGCUCAGAGAUGAUGAGUGAAGAAUUUGAUCCGAGAUUUGAAAAGUAUCGACAUAAUGAGCUGCUGUUCUUCGACAAGUACUACAGAGGACUGAACAUGUACCACCCCAGGAUGCAGCCAACACCAGUUCCUCAUGCAGCACCUAUGAACCUCCAAGCUUUAUUUGAACCAACAGAAGCACACAUUAAAUGGGACCCACCGCCAUUGCUGCAAUAUCAAGGUGAGUAA